CAGGUGGCUAAGACUCGAAGCUGACCAGAACCAAUUGGCCCAUUCCAUCUGAUCUACCACCAUGUCGUUGAACAUAUCCUUAUACACAAUCUCCGCCGUCUUGAUACUAGAUAACGAGGGCGAAAGACUCUAUGCCAAGUACUACAACCAGGGCCCAAGCCAGGAAAAUGGUGGAGAAGUACAUUUCCAAACUUUAUCACAACAGCAAAAGUUCGAGUCACUGAUAUUCGGCAAGAUAAAUAAGGUGCACCAAGACAUAGUGUUGUAUGACAACCACUUGGUCACGUACAAACAAACCAACGACAUUAUUCUCAUUAUUGUAGCCAAGAUCAAUGAAAACGAAUCGUUGAUCUAUUCUACUGUAGCCAACUUGUUUGAAAGUUUGAACAUUUUGUUGGACAAUACUAUCGACAAGUCGACUAUUGUAUCCAAAUACGACUUGGUUUCAUUGGCUAUUGAUGAAACCGUAGAUGACGGAAUCAUUGUUGAGAUUGACCCAGCCAUCAUUGUCAGUAGAGUGACCAAGGCUCCUAAGUUCGAGCCAGGUAUCCAUGUAGACGGGGACAAGGGACUCUUUGAUGCCUUCUCGUUUGCUUCGAAGAAGAUCAGCGAAAGAUUGCAACAGGGUUUCUAGUGUAUAGAAAAUAGAAAUGCAUAGUUGAAACAAAAGAGAUGUUGUACAAGUUAUGAAGAUGACACUUGAAAUC
Scheffersomyces stipitis CBS 6054 is the source of this 707-nucleotide messenger RNA. It is a transcript of the gene RET3, whose product is annotated as coatomer subunit zeta. Bases 62 to 634 code for a protein of 190 amino acids. The transcript has a single exon. The record is from RefSeq and is a predicted model, not a curated record. Gene Ontology annotation, biological process: intra-Golgi vesicle-mediated transport; retrograde vesicle-mediated transport, Golgi to endoplasmic reticulum; intracellular protein transport. Lineage: Eukaryota; Fungi; Ascomycota; Pichiomycetes; Serinales; Debaryomycetaceae. Gene Ontology annotation, cellular component: COPI vesicle coat.